AUGGUCUAUGGGGAUCUUCACGAGCUGGCCUGGUACUCCAUCUUCUCCUGGUCCCCCCACAUGGUCACAUGUGGUACCCUCACAGCCCCGGACUAUUGCAGGGCGUGGGGCCGCGCUGGGAAAAUGGUGGGCGCCGGGACUGGCGAGUUUCCUGGAAUAGUUGGUAAGAGCUUGGCGGAGACUCUGCCAGCUUCCGGGAUCAUUGACUUCCUCAUAAGCCAGCACCCAAUUGCUCACGUCCUGCGGGAACACCUGGUCUUUAAGAUUGCACCAAUGCUCUACCCUGAUGGAGUCUACCUGGGCAAUUACAGGUGCUCUCUGAUGGGGUUUGACCUGAACCGUCACUGGCUGGAUCCCUCUCCAUGGGCCCACCCUACCCUGUAUGGGGUAAAACAGCUCAUCAUCCAGAUGUACAACGACCCAAAAACAAGCCUGGAGUUCUAUAUCGACAUCCAUGCUCACUCUACCAUGAUGAAUGGCUUCAUGUACGGCAAUGUCUUUGAGGAUGAGGAGCGCUUCCAGAGGCAGGCCAUCUUCCCCAAGCUGCUCUGCCAGAACGCUGAGGACUUCUCCUAUCUGCUCAUCGUCUGGACCCUGCUGGGCAACGUGCUGGUGUGCGCGGCCAUCGUGCGCAGCCGCCACUUGCGCGCCAGGAUGACCCACAUGUUCAUCGUGUCUCUGGCCGUGUCCGACCUCUUCGUGGCCUUGCUGGUCAUGCCCUGGAAGGCUGUGGCGGAGGUGGCCGGCCACUGGCCCUUCGGGGCCUUCUGCGACGUGUGGGUGGCCUUCGACAUCAUGUGCUCCACCGCCUCCAUCCUGAACCUGUGCGUCAUCAGCGUGGACCGCUACUGGGCCAUCUCCAGGCCCUUCAGCUACCAGCAGAGGAUGACCCCGCGCGUGGCCCUGGUCAUGGUGGGCCUGGCCUGGACCCUGUCCAUCCUCAUCUCCUUCAUCCCGGUCCAGCUCCACUGGCACCGGGACGAGGCAGGCUCCCCGGGUGCGGUGGACCCGCCACCAGCCGACCUGGCCAACGGGACGUCCUGGGGGACAGCGGGGGACCCAGAGGUGCGGGAGGAGAACUGUGACUCCAGCCUGAACCGCACUUACGCCAUCGCCUCCUCGCUCAUCAGCUUCUACAUCCCCGUGGCCAUCAUGAUCGUGACCUACGCUCGCAUCUACCGCAUCGCGCACGCCCAGAUCCGAAGGAUUGCCUGCCUGGAGAGGGCGGGGCAGCGCGCGCAGAGGUGCGGCAAGGUGCUGAAGACCCUGUCGAUGAUCAUGGGGGUCUUCGUGUGCUGCUGGCUGCCCUUCUUCCUCCUGAACUGCAUGGCCCCCUUCUGCAGCCGCCGCCCCGAGGGCGCCCGCGCCGGCUUCCCCUGCGUCAGCGACACCACCUUCGACGUCUUCGUCUGGUUCGGCUGGGCCAACUCCUCCCUCAACCCCGUCAUUUACGCCUUCAACGCGGACUUCCGGAAGGUGUUCGCCCAGCUGCUGGGGUGCGGCCGCCUCUGCUCCCGGCGGCGCACCCGAGUGGCGACCGUGACCCUCAGCAACGAGCUCAUCUCCUACGACCAGGACACCGUCUUCUCCAGGGAGACCGCAACCGCCUACAGCCACGUGGUCCCCAGCGAGGUGACCCCCCACCACAGGGAGGGGGACAAGGAGGAGGAGGGCCCUUUGGAUCUCAUGUGCCAGAACUCUCAAGCGUCCCCAGAGGGUGACCCUGCCGCCCAGUCUGUCUGGGAGCUGGGCUGUGAAGCGGAGACUUCAUUAGGCAAAAUGCCUUUCUCCUCAAGUGGGUUCCAUUAAACUGCAUACAAAUGCCCUUCGUGGACCUACAGAGCUGCCCAGACACUGAAGCACGGGGAACACACACACACACACACACACACACACACACACACACGUCCAGUGUUGCUCGGAUCACCAUCGCUCCUGUCUCUGUGUAGUAGCGUUUGUGCUUAGAAACCUUACCUGAUUGGUUUGUUGUUGAAAGAAUUGGCAGAAGCAAUUGGGGCAAACUCGGUGUAAUAUACCCCAGUCUGGCAGAUGCGGACCGAUGGUCCUUUUAGAGGUGGUGUUUGGUCCUUACAAAAAACUGGAAAUGUGGGACUUAAACAUAUAUCCUCUUCCCCUUUAAACUAAUGGAUGGCUCAGCGACUUGGGCUCGGGCGGCUUUUUGAAUAGGUUCGGCGUGUGCGGUGCUGACGGGCGGGUGGCUCUGCUCCCCUGUCUCUUGCCUCCCGGGGCCUGUGUUGAAGCAGCAUCUGCGCUCGGCGUCCUCCGACAGCUGAGGAAUGUUUCCCGACGU
Messenger RNA from Myotis brandtii (Brandt's bat), 2311 nucleotides. It is a transcript of the gene DRD5, whose product is annotated as dopamine receptor D5. Lineage: Eukaryota; Metazoa; Chordata; Mammalia; Chiroptera; Vespertilionidae. Gene Ontology annotation, molecular function: dopamine neurotransmitter receptor activity; G protein-coupled receptor activity. The record is from RefSeq and is a predicted model, not a curated record. The transcript is spliced from 4 exons. The coding region runs from base 1 to 1809 and encodes 602 amino acids. Gene Ontology annotation, biological process: adenylate cyclase-activating adrenergic receptor signaling pathway. Gene Ontology annotation, cellular component: plasma membrane.